Molecule: messenger RNA, 3646 nt
Organism: Scophthalmus maximus (turbot)
Lineage: Eukaryota; Metazoa; Chordata; Actinopteri; Pleuronectiformes; Scophthalmidae
Gene: cacnb1
Product: calcium channel, voltage-dependent, beta 1 subunit
Exons: 15
Coding region: 206-2221 (671 amino acids)
Biological process (GO): calcium ion transmembrane transport; neuromuscular junction development; regulation of voltage-gated calcium channel activity
Cellular component (GO): voltage-gated calcium channel complex
Molecular function (GO): protein binding; high voltage-gated calcium channel activity
Source: RefSeq, a predicted model, not a curated record
UGCCAUUAUUUCACCAGCCAGCUCCGAUACAUCAGCGGCUUCAUCAUCCCCCGUGUUGGUGAGGGGCGAAGAACAAAAACCCCAAAAGACCAAAAGAAGAGACAGAGAUGAGUCCGUCGACAGCAUCAUCAUCAUCGCCAUCGUCAUAAACGCGCGGGGAACGCACUGAGAAAUAGAUUUCUCUCUUGAAACAAAAGUUAAAUCAAUGGUACAGAAAAGUAGUAUGUCCAGGACGCCUUCGACCUCGACCCAGGAGAUCCAGAUGGACAUGUUCGACCACCAUCCACACACACAGGGGAAGUACGCCAAGAGGAAGGGCCGGUUCAAGCGCUCGGACGGGAGCACCUCCUCCGACACCACCUCCAACAGCUUUGUCCGACAGGGCUCCGCGGACUCCUACACCAGCCGGCCGUCGGACUCGGACGUGUCCCUGGAGGAGGACCCCGAGGCCCUGAGGAAGGAGGCCGACAGACAGGCCCUCGCCACACUCGAGAAGGCGAAGACCAAACCAGUGGCGUUUGCUGUGCGGACAAAUGUCGGCUACAACCCCGGCCCCAGCGACGACGUCCCCGUGCAGGGCAUGGCCAUAUCCUUCGAGGCCAAAGACUUCCUGCACAUCAAAGAGAAGUACAACAACGACUGGUGGAUCGGGCGUCUGGUGAAGGAAGGCUGCGAGGUGGGCUUCAUCCCCAGCCCGGUGAAGCUGGAGAACACCCGUCUGCUGCAGGAGCAACGGAUGAGACAGAACCGACUCAGCUCCAGCAAAUCUGGAGGAAGCUCCAGUCUGGACGUUGCCACGGGAACCCGCAGGCCCACCCCACCUGGUACAGCUCACGUGGACUCGUCCACUGUGACCUUUGACGUCGACCCCCUCGACCUGGAUGCCGAGGAGCCCCCUGAGUCCCAGGGUGACCCUCGCUCCGCCAAGGGCAUAUCAGGCAGCGUCACAUCCCCUCAGGCCAACGCCCACCGACUGCCCUUCUUUAAGAAGAUGGAGCACGUCCCCCCCUAUGACGUGGUUCCCUCCAUGAGACCCAUCAUCCUAGUCGGGCCGUCACUCAAAGGCUACGAGGUGACGGACAUGAUGCAGAAAGCGCUCUUUGACUUUCUGAAACACAAGUUCGAGGGCAGGAUAUCCAUCACGCGGGUGACGGCGGACAUCUCCCUGGCCAAGCGCUCGGUCCUCAACAACCCCAGCAAACACACCAUCAUCGAGCGCUCCAGCACCCGCUCCAGCCUGGACGUACUGGCGGAGGUGCAGAGUGAGAUCGAGCGCAUCUUCGAGCUGGCCCGCACCCUCCAGCUGGUCGCCCUGGACGCGGACACCAUCAACCAGCCCUCCCAGCUGGCCAAGACCUCCCUCGCUCCCAUCAUCGUCUACAUCAAAAUAGCCUCGCCCAAGGUUCUCCAGAGACUCAUCAAAUCCCGGGGGAAGUCUCAGGCUAAACACCUCAAUGUGCAGGUGGUGGCAGCCGACAAGCUGGUUCAGUGUCCACCCGAGCUGUUCGACAUCAUCCUGGACGAGAACCAGCUGGAGGACGCCUGCGAGCACCUGGCCGACUACCUGGAGGCCUACUGGAAGGCGACGCACCCGCCCAGCAGCAACCCGCCCAACCCGCUGCUCAACCGCACCAUGGCCACGGCGGCGCUGGCCUCCUCCCCCGAGCCCGUCUCCAACCUGCAGGGGCCGUACCUGGUGCAUGGCGAGCAGAAGCGCGACGGGCCCCUGACGGAGUGCGGUGGGAGCGGCACUCUCCACGACUAUCAGACCGACCUGGGAGGAAAGCCCCAGCUGCAGCAGCAGCAGACGUACCCGCCCUCCUCCCGUGGCCAGCUGCGGGGCGGCAGCGGCCGGGGCCUGUCGCGGCAGGACACCUUCGACUCCGAGACCCAGGGCAGCCGGGACUCGGCCUACACCGAGGCGGGCGACUCCUGCAUGGACAUCGAGACCGACCCCUACGAGGAGCCCGAGCCCUACCGGGGGAGCGCCGGCAGCCGCCUCCACCUGGCGCAGCAUCACGGCCGACAGGCGUCCUGGGAGGACGAGGGCGCCGAGCCGGACCAGGAGAACCUGAACCACCCGCCCAUCCCGAGCCAGACGCAGCCGCACGGACGGGCCAAGCUGAGGGAGCGCUACUGCCAGGACCCCGUGGACACGGGGGCCAACAUGAGCCGCAACAAGAACCAGGACGACUGGGGGAGGGACGUCUACAUCCGCUGAACGUCGUGCCGCGGAGGCAAGCGAGCUCCUGGACGGACUGAGGGCGGAGGGAGGGGGGCGAAAGGUUCAGAGGUUCAGAUUUGGGGCUCAGGACUAAACUGAAAUGUGGGGGCCAGGGUCAGGCUAAAGAAAAAAUAAAUCUGUUUACAUCCAUGUACAAUGUAAAUGGACACAUCAACUGCCGCCUUCUCAUCGACUUCUUCUUGCAAUUCAAAUUUAUUUAUGUUUAGAGAAAUAAUAUCGGUCGUCGGUUGGGUUUUUCCUCUUUUUUUGUUUCCUACGUUAAUUACUGCAUGAAUAUCAUGGAUCUCUAUACUGACAGCACGAGGACAGUGAGCGGCACGACUGUGAGUCUCCGAGUGUGACGGCCUGCAGAGCUGUCGCCCGUCCCCGUCCCCGUCCGUCCUCGUCCGUCCUCUGCAGUCUUACACAGGGUCUCAAGUCGCCGUCCCGUCCCCCAGUGUGUGUACGUGCAAGUACCGUGUCAGGGUUCUUCUUCUUCUUCUUCUUCACCUCAAAUCUCACUCUGUGCUUCUUUGGAUUUCAGGGUUCUUCCUCCCGGUACUGACAUGCAGAAAUUAUGAGUCUCUCACCUCCAACUUUCUUGUCACCCAGACCUUAAAAAAACACAACUUAACACCCCCCCCCCCCCCCCCCCCCGCUGGUGGAGAAGUUGCCAUACUUUAACAAGAAAACGUGUGUCAGCUUGAUUACGACAAAGAAAACACUCCAAAGACGUUUACUCCCCCCCCACACCCCCCCCCCCCCCCCCCCCCCCCCCCCCCCCCCCCCCCCCCCCCCCCCCCCCCCCCCCACACCCCGACCUGGUUCAGCCUCCGCGCUGACCCCCAAGUCCUCCCAUCCCUGUUGACCCCCUUCUUCUUCUUACUUGUGUGUGUGUGUGUGUGUGUGUGUGUGCUGAGGGCGCCUGCUGUGUUCACUUGUCCUCACUUGGUUUUUUCUUACACAGCACAUGCGAUUAGUGGUCGUGUGAAUGAAGUGUCCUGCCUUAGUCACUCCCACCUUAAACAAAAGAAAACAACCACCCUUAAUUCAAGAAGAAAACUCCAAUCACAAGUGCCGGAAUGUCUCACCAAGCCAUGUCCACCACUGCCACUGGUGGGACGUCUCAAACUGUUGUUACGCACCUGUGUGUGUGUGUGUGUGUGUGUGUGUGUGUGUGUGUGUGUGGGUCUUCGUGUCCCGUGGCCGCUCCGCAGCAGCAUAGCCCCCACGCUGUCCGCUCAUCUUGUUUCCUUUGCACCAGCUUCGUCGUCUUGUUUUCAGGGCUAAUGGUUAUAUAGGGAAUACGUGUGUGUGUGUGUGUGUGUGUGUGUGUGUGUGUGUGUUAAAUCACUCCCAACUUCCACCCCAAACAGCUAGCUUUUCUGAUAUUAAAAUACCAAUUCUUGAUUUCUGACUGAA